Molecule: messenger RNA, 1890 nt
Organism: Trichomonas vaginalis G3
Lineage: Eukaryota; Parabasalia; Trichomonadida; Trichomonadidae
Product: RAB3-GAP regulatory domain family
Exons: 1
Coding region: 1-1890 (629 amino acids)
Biological process (GO): regulation of GTPase activity
Molecular function (GO): protein binding
Source: RefSeq, a predicted model, not a curated record
AUGGAGAUUUCUUCAGCCUGGAGAGUACGUUCUGAAUCUCCAGAAGCAGAGGCAACGCGUUUAAUGAAUAAUGAUGUUGCUUUCUCACCAUCCGGAAAUUCAUUUUGCUCAUUUUCUUCAUCAAAAGUCUAUUUUAAUUCAAAUGAAAAGGUAAAAGCAAUUGAAGUUGAAUUAGAAUCGAACGAACAAAUAAUUUCAUGCACUACAAUCGCCGAAAGUCCCUGGAUCUGCGGUUGUGGAACAAAUUUAGGAAAAUUUAUUACAAUUUCAAUAGAUUCUGUUAUUAGAAUUUUCAAUUUCCAUGCAUCUCCUCUUCAAAAAAUCAUUUACAAUAGAAUUGAUUCAUUACCAUCAUCAGAAUCUUUAAAUUCUUACACAUUAAUUUUUCAUCCUAAUAUUUUUGUAUAUAUUGCACAGUCAGAGUUAGAAUAUGCUAAUGCAAAUCUCAAAUAUACACCAGUUGCUCAAAAAUUCACAAUUCAAAAUUCAGAUAUUAAAAAUAUUCAAAUUGUCAAAUAUAAAGAGACAUCAUUGAAGCUAUAUAUAACCUCAAGUGAGCAAUUUCUUACUGUUUACGAUAUUAAUUCUCCAUAUAAAGGAACAUUUACCACAGGAAUUACAAAAUUUGCCAAAUCUCUUAAUCCUUUUGGCAAAAAUUUCAAAGAUUAUCAACCAGAGCUACUCAAAAGUACUCAAGACUACAACGAUAUUACUAAAAUUGCGAUUUCUUUAGUUCCAUCUCCAGAUAAACGUUUUAUUGCAGUUUCCGAUAACAUUGGCCGCAUUACAAUCAUUGAUGUUGACAAUGAAUGUGUUGUAUCCAUCAAAAAGGCCAUUAGUGAUGCCCAAUUAGCUUGGUACGGAGAUUCAAAACAUUAUAUACUUGUUAUUUAUGCUCCGAGGAAAGAAGCGUUAUUUGUAUGUUCAAUACCAUCAUUUGAUCUCCUUGAUUGCAUCAAACUCGAAGGAACUGGCAAACUUUUCCAAAAUUAUUUCAAUAUUACAAAUUGUAGUGUUGUUUAUAUGGAUCAUAACGGAAAUAUUGCAAAUCUUAGGAUGUCCACAAGAAGGCACCACAAGAUCCAAGCAAAUCCUGAAGUUCCUGACCUUGAUCAUCCUCAAUUUGAAAAUAUUUCAACUCCUGACUUAGAUUUGCAGCAAAGCAUCAUUGAAUGUCUAAGUAAAGCUGUUCCACAGAAAGAAAACAUCCUAGAAACCCUUAAAAACAUCAAAAAUUCAACAACUGCUUCAAUAAUUUUGAAAAUUCUCAUAAAAUUUGAGAAUGUCGACGAUGAUUUCUUACAGGAAUGCAUUGAUACUCUCAAGGACUCAACGCAAUUCCAUUUGCCGUCGCCUGUAAAACGACAAAUUGAAAAUUAUUUCAGAGAGUUUAAUGGAGAGAAGAUUAAGCCAGAGGAAGAGUUCGGACAGCUUGUAGGCCUUACGAUGCUGUGGUCCGAUGCAAUGAAAUGCGAAUCUGUGACGUAUCCAAUUUCUGAAUUUCCAAGAACAGAAAUUACGACAUGGUAUUCGCAGAAUUAUGAAGCACAAGCCAUUACACCGCCUAAAUACGUCCCUUUGAGGCUGUUUCUCGCAGAACCUCUUCGUAAUUUUGAAAUUCUUUUUGCAACGCUAAGAAGAGGUGCAACAUUAUAUGAUUUUAUUCGUAUAAUGAUGGUCGUACAUCCAAAUUCCAUUGAUAAGUUCAUUCAGUACUUUAUGUACUGGUGCGCUGUUAUUUCUGCAUCGCAGCUAUGUAUGGUGCAGGACAUUAUUACAGACCUUAUCGAUAAUGGCCAAAAAGAAGCUCUUCUCGAUUGCUACAGGAAUAUUCCAGAAAAAUCUGGAGAAACUAACAAAGCUCUUAUAAUGAAAAUCAUUGCUUUAUAA